Molecule: messenger RNA, 258 nt
Organism: Paramecium tetraurelia
Lineage: Eukaryota; Ciliophora; Oligohymenophorea; Peniculida; Parameciidae
Exons: 1
Source: RefSeq, a predicted model, not a curated record
AUGAAGAAGAUAGAAAUAUUUUAAGUUUAGAAAAAUAAAGCGAGAGAGAAACAAAAGCAUAAAGAAUUUAGUAAAUCCUCUGAAUUAGAAUUAAUUUCCUAUAUAGAUGAAUAAUGUUAGGUUAUUGAAAUUUUGGGAAGAGUAUUUGAUUAUCACAACUUAAAAGUAUUUCAAUUAAAUCCUAAGUCAAGUGAGAAAUGUCAACAAGUGAACAGAAUUGCUAUAUUCCUUUUAUCGACAUAACAAGAUUGCUAUUGA